AUAGAUUACAUAUGUAAAUUUGAUCUUUCUAGUUUACACAUUCUAAUAUAGUUUGUAUGUGUAUUUCAUUCAACCAAUCUUUAUAGAAUGUUUUAUUCAUUUAAAUUGAAUCAUGGUAAAUCAUGAUAACAUAAGAUGAAAAGACAUUAUUCAUUUAGUUGAAGUUAUGUUACUAAAUUAAACUUUGUACUGUUUUGGGUCAGUACAAAUCAACAUACUGUCUAUACACAUGCACGUACAUAUAUAUAUAAUUCUUUUUCUCCUUGAAUAUUCAAUUGUUUCAAUAUAAUAAUGGAAUGUAAAAAAGCCGUUGUUAAAAAUGCUGAUAUGUCAGAUGAUAUGCAACAAUGCGCAGUGGAUACAGCUGCUCAAGCAAUGACUGAAUAUAGUAUUGAAAAAGAUAUUGCAGCUUAUAUUAAAAAACAUUUUGAUAAAAAUUAUGGUCCAACAUGGCAUUGUGUUGUAGGUAAAAAUUUUGGAAGGGUUCUUUUUAAUCAAUGUUGUUUGAUUACACUAUAUGAGAUAUUGCAUAAUGUUUUAUGAGAUAAUCAUUCAUUGUAGUAGGUAAUUUAAGUUGUACUACAUUGUAGGAGGUGAAACUAAGUAAAUGUCGAUCAUGAGAAUCGAUAUAAUCUUUCAUUUUGCCAUGAUCGGGUAUAUGGCUUCUAAAUAUGCUACUAUUGAAUACUUCAGUAUUAACUGAACUAAUUAUCCAAAAAUUUUAAAUAGUUGACAUCAUGAGUCAAUUGAAGCUGUCUCGUUCUGGUAUGAGACUCCUCAGCAGUGCGCGCUGACGAUCACGCCUCACGAGACUCGAAUCCAGGAUCUAUCGGUCUCACAAGAGAACGCUUAAUCCCUAGACCACUGAGCCGGCCGGUAACCAACGGUGUUAAUGUCUAAUUUCAACCAAUCCACAAAAUUGAGCAACAUUGUCUUCAGUGAGUUACUAUCAUACAACAGACCCAGUUGAACUCCACUGGUCACUGCUUCUCACUAGAACUCCAGGAACUACUUAUAUUGUUAGAAUCAGAAUGAGUUUAUUUUUGACAAAUCCAUCAAAAAAUUAAACGGAAAACAGAACAACUAAGCCUAAAUUUCUAACCUCAUUUCAUAAUAAAUAUAUUUUUCGUUAUAUUGUAAUUAGUAGAAAAGUUUUAUUUUUUCUCUGAAGUAGUGACUUACAUUAAGUUACGAAACGUUCGAAUUACAAAUUUUCUAUUCAUUAGAAUAUAACGAAAAAUAUUAUUUUUGCUAUUAACUUUCUACCGAAUACUCGGAUCUUAAGUCUAACUUUGGCAUUGAUAUCUAUAAACUUACGUCAUUUAGUUUCAACUAAUAUAUAUCUUAAUUUUAAAUAAUAGCUGCCUUACUUACGACUGUGAUCCUUCGUGGAGGUGUAUAGGUCGCACAACAGUAUUCUUCAUCAAACCCUGUUCUGGGCAUUUCUUUUCAGUUCUUUCCUAAAUAACUGCCUAUUCUAAAUAAUUUUAUUAAUAAUUUUAAUUGUGGAUAUACUUACGUUUUUCAACAAUACUUACUUACGCCUGUUACCCCCAAUCGAAUAUAGGCCGCCGACAAACAUUCUCCAACCCACUCUGUCCUCGGCCUUCCUUUCUAGUUUUAUCCAACUUUUUUGUUCAUUCUUCUCAUAUCUGUCUCCAUUUCUCGGUGUGAUGUGUUCUUU
Molecule: messenger RNA, 1684 nt
Organism: Schistosoma rodhaini
Lineage: Eukaryota; Metazoa; Platyhelminthes; Trematoda; Strigeidida; Schistosomatidae
Source: the annotation of a GenBank genome assembly